Moesziomyces antarcticus is the source of this 225-nucleotide messenger RNA. RefSeq names its product zinc finger protein. The coding region runs from base 1 to 225 and encodes 74 amino acids. The record is from RefSeq and is a predicted model, not a curated record. Lineage: Eukaryota; Fungi; Basidiomycota; Ustilaginomycetes; Ustilaginales; Ustilaginaceae. The transcript has 3 exons.
AUGGUUCGGGGCCACGCGAAGCAAGCCGCGCAGGAGGCGGCCAAGAAGAAGGCGGAUGCGCAGAAGGGCGGCAAGUCGCAACUGGGCGAAGCGCGCGCCAAAGGCCUCAAGUUCACCUGCCCCACAUGCAAGGCCCAAAGCCCCAACUACAAGGUGCUCAAGGAACACUUUGACAACAAGCAUCCCAAGGACACCUGUCCGCCCGAAUCCACGUUCACAGCCUAA